This is a messenger RNA of Eruca vesicaria subsp. sativa (arugula), 3631 nucleotides long. Lineage: Eukaryota; Viridiplantae; Streptophyta; Magnoliopsida; Brassicales; Brassicaceae. The record is from the annotation of a GenBank genome assembly.
AAAAAGCUUCCUCUCAACAAGACUUCAAGAAGAUCUUCUGAACACUUCUUGUCUUUAACAACGAGAUCGGGAGAUGGAGGCUGCCGUUCUUUCAAAGCCGCAUAGGCUCAAGUAUGACUUCUUCCUCAGUUUCCGAGGCGAAGACACACGCGAUGGCUUCGCAGAGCGUCUCUACGACUCUCUCCACAGGAAGGAGAAAGUUCUUGUCUUCCGCGACAACGAAGGUAUGAAACGAGGGGAAGAGAUCAAUCCAAGCCUCAUCGCAGGCAUGGAGGACUCUGCGGCCUCCCUCGUCCUCUUCUCCCCUCGCUACUCUGACUCUCACUGGUGCCUUGAUGAGUUAGCUAAACUCUGCGAUCUGAGUUCAUCACUUGAUCGUCCCAUGAUACCAAUCUUUUACAUGGUCGACCCCUCCCAUGUACGCAAACAGAGCAGCAAAGAUUUCGUGAACCAUUUUGAAGUACACGACAAAAGAUUUAGCAAGGAAGAGAUACAGCCAUGGAGAGAAGCUAUGAAGAGAGUUGGAAACCUCCCUGGAUAUAUCUACAGAAAAGAAUGGAAUAAGGAUGAGAUGAUAGGGUCUCAAUCAAAAAAAAAAGAAGAAGAGGAUGAGAUGAUAGGGUUUCGAUCAAAAAAUAAAGAAAAAGAGGAUGAGAUGAUAGGGCUUGUGGUGAAAAGGGUUUUAGCUGGAAAGAACAAUACACCAGAGAAAGUUGGAGAAUACACCGUUGGUUUGGAGUCACGUGUUGAUGAUUUGAUGAAUCUGGUCAACGUUAAAUCCAGUUCUCAUGUUCAAAUCCUGGGGCUUUACGGCAUUGGUGGUAUUGGGAAGACUACGCUUGCAAAACGCUUCUACAAAAAGAUGGUCGAAUACUUCAAGGAGAAACGAGUUUUUAUUUCAAAUGUUAGAAGAAAAUCAUCAGGACAAGAUGGCUUAGUCAAUCUACAAAAGACUUUCAUUAAGCUGCUCCGUUCGCCACCUGAAAUAGAUGAUGUUAACCAAGGUCGAGAUAAGAUAAGAGAAAGUGUUCAUGAGAAGAAGAUUCUCGUGGUUUUAGAUGAUGUUGAUAACGUAGACCAGGUUGAUGCCUUAAUUGGUGAAAGGAGUUGGUAUGGUGAAGGAAGUCUUAUAGUCAUCACUACCAGAGAUGAAGAGAUUCUUAAUAGACUCUCCGUGAGCCAAAAGUAUGAGGUCAAAUGCUUGAAUAAGGAGCAGGCACUGAAGCUGUUUAGUUAUCAUUCACUACGGAAAGAAAAACCAACAGGGAGUCUAUUGAAGCUGUCUGACAAGAUCGUUGAGAUAACAGGAUUGUUGCCACUAGCUGUUGAAGUGUCUGGCUCUCUUUUUUAUGACAAGAAGGAGGAAAAAGAAUGGCUAGUUCAGCUAAAGAAGCUGGAAAAUAGUAAACCAAACGGUCUUCAGGAUGUUCUGAAGAUAAGUUUUGAGUCUUUAGACGAUGAAGAGAAGAAAGUCUUCCUAGACAUUGCGUGUCUCUUUCUUAAAAUGGAGAUGACCAGAGAGGAAAUUGUUGAUGUAUUGAAUGGUUGUGGGUUUAACGCUGAGGCUGCUCUCAGUGUUCUCAGACAAAAGUCUCUUGUUAAGUUCUUGGCAGACAAUACUCUUUGGAUGCAUGAUCAGAUUCAAGACAUGGGAAUGCAGAUUGUCCUUCAAGAAAGCCUUGAAGAUCCUGGAAAGCGAAGUAGACUCUCUGAUCGUGGUGAAGUCAUGAAUGUAUUGAACACUAUGAAGGGAACAACAUCCAUCAGAGGAAUCGUAUUAGACUUCAAGAAGAAUUUUGUGAGGCAGAGCAAUCUAUAUGACAAUCCAGGCAUCAGAUCUGUGGUUAGUUACGCGAAGAAUAUAUUUCUGAAGCCUACAAGUACUGAGAGCACCAUUCCCGUAAGGCAUUUUGUACCAAUGAAGAAGUUGAGACUUCUUCAGAUUAAUCAUGUGGAGCUGCAAGGAAAUCUUGAUCUUCUUCCAUCUGACCUCAAGUGGAUACAGUGGAGAGGCUGUCCAUUAAAAGAUGUUCCACCGAGUUUUCUUGCUAGGCAACUUGCUGUUCUUGAUCUUUCAGAGAGUGGUAUAAGACGCAUCCAGAGUUUUGACAGCAAAGGGGUGGAUGGGAACUUGAAGGUUGUAAACUUGCGUGGUUGCCACAGCUUAGAAGCCAUUCCUGAUUUAUCAAACCAUAAGUCCCUACAGAAGCUUGUCUUUGAACGGUGCAUGCGUCUGGUGGAAGUUCCUAGAUCAGUUGGUACCUUGAGAGCAUUACUUCACCUGGAUUUCAGAAAGUGUCCAAAACUCACUGAGUUUCUUGAGGAUGUAUCUGGACUGAAGAGUCUUGAAAAGCUCUACCUCUCUGGCUGUUCAAAUCUGAGUGUGUUACCAGAAAACAUUGGUGCCAUGCCAUGUUUGAAAGAGCUUCUUCUUGAUGAAACUGGGAUAAACGAGUUACCAGAAUCGAUUUUCCGCCUUGAAAAUCUUCAAAAGCUUAGUCUAAAGAGUUGCAAAUUUAUUCAAGAGCUACCUAAGUGCAUAGGAACACUGACAUCACUGGAGGAGCUAGAUCUUAGUGAGACUGCACUGAAAAGUCUUCCGGAGUCUAUUGGAAGUCUAAUAAGUCUCCAGAAGCUGCAUGUGAUGGACUGCAAAUCCCUUACUCAGAUUCCUGACACUAUCAAUAAACUCACAUCAUUACAAGAGCUGAUCAUCGAUAAAAGUGCGGUGGAGGAGCUACCUCUAAGCCCUGACUCACUGCCAUGCUUGACUAAAUUUUCAGCAGGAGGAUGCAAAUCGCUGAAACAGGUUCCUAGUUCAAUAGGGAGGUUAAGCUCUCUUCUCCAACUUAAGUUGGAUAGUACACCAAUUGAAACUCUACCAGAAGAGAUAACUCACUUGCACUUUAUUCAGAAACUUGAGUUGAGGAACUGCUUAUCAUUGAAAUCUCUGCCUGAUAAAAUUGAAGAUAUGGACACACUCCAUAGCUUAUACCUUGGGAAUAAUAAGUUUCACAGUCUUCCAUCUAGCCUCAAGGGGUUAUCAAAUCUCAAAGAACUUUUGUUGCAUGACUGUCAAGAGCUCAAGUGUGUUCCUCCUCUUCCAUUUAACUUGGAGAAGCUAAACCUGGCAAACUGUUUUUCAUUGGAGAGUAUAUCCGACCUUUCAGAGCUGACGAUGUUGAAGGAGCUCAAUCUCAGGAACUGUAAGAAUGUGGAUGAUGUUCCAGGCCUAGAGCACUUGACGGCUCUGAAAUGGUUAGACAUGAGCGGAUGUAACUCUAGGUUCUUUAUUGCAGUGAAGAAAAGACUUCCCAAGGUUUCUUUGAAAAUGCUGCAGAUUUUUGAAGAAGGUGAAGCCAGUUCAGAAGGUGACUCCACUGUUACAUGAUCUGAUACCAGAGAAGUUAAGAAACUGCAGACAAACUGUUGCUGAUAAACAAAAGACAAAAAAAAAGUGUUUUGUUCAGAGUUCGAGACUUGGUGUUUUGUCUAUAUAUUCCUUCUCUCUUUAGUAUCCUGUUUUCGAGAGCUUAUUUACUUCUUUAAGUUCACUCACUGUAAGAUGUUUAUCUGUUUCUUUACCUCUGCUUUUAUAAUCAAGAAGUUUUGUGACAAAAACUUAAAAUCC